Hemiscyllium ocellatum (epaulette shark) is the source of this 1770-nucleotide messenger RNA. RefSeq names its product surfeit locus protein 4-like. Bases 298 to 1110 code for a protein of 270 amino acids. Gene Ontology annotation, biological process: Golgi organization. The record is from RefSeq and is a predicted model, not a curated record. The transcript has 6 exons. Lineage: Eukaryota; Metazoa; Chordata; Chondrichthyes; Orectolobiformes; Hemiscylliidae. Gene Ontology annotation, cellular component: endoplasmic reticulum; endoplasmic reticulum-Golgi intermediate compartment; membrane.
CCCAUCACUUUCGCGUCCGCUUUCCCCGCCCGAGAGAGACUGCUCCUUUCGCGUCCGCGUUUCCCCUCUAUAUUUAUUGUCCGUUUCCUCACGCUCUUUCACGUCCGCUUCAGCUCCCCAUUACCCACCCCCCCCCCCCCGGCUGUACGUGCCGCCGACCGGGCUCGUACCCGCUGCCUGGCGCGCUGAGACGUGGCAAUCGGGCACGCGGCGCGGUCUCGCCUUCGCCCAUCCCCUUUUCUUGCCCCCCCACCCCCCCUUUCCCGGCCCGCGCCCGGAGUAGACACAGCGAGCGAGAUGUCGGUGCAGACCGAUGUGAUGGGGACCGCCGAGGACCUCGCUGACCAGUUUUUACGUGUGACCAAGCGUUUCCUGCCUCAUGUUGCACACUUGUGUCUGAUUAGUACAUUCUUGGAAGAUGGGAUUCGCAUGUGGUUCCAAUGGAAUGAACAGUGUGACUACAUCAACAUGGCCUGGCACUGUGGAAACUUCCUUGCCACCGUGUUUGUUUUGCUAAAUAUGGUCGGGCAGCUAGGUGGUUGCAUCCUGGUGCUGAGUCGGAAGUUUGUGCCUUAUGCUUGCUGUGGUUUAUUUGUACUCAUUGCUAUGCAGACUGUUGCAUACAGUAUUCUCUGGGACCUUAAAUUCCUUAUGAGGAACCUUGCAUUGGGUGGUGGCUUGCUGCUACUACUGGCUGAGUCUCGAUCCGAAGGGAAAACCAUGUUCGCAGGUGUCCCUACCAUGGACACAAAUUCCCCACGGCAGUACAUGCAGUUGGGAGGCCGCGUUCUGCUUGUCCUAAUGUUCAUGACUUUGUUGCAUUUCUCCAUGAAUGCACUUAUGAUUCUUCAAGACAUUGUUGGCACUACUUUGAUAAUCCUUGUGGCGAUUGGUUUCAAGACUAAGUUAGCUGCUCUUACACUGGUCAUUUGGCUCUUUGCAUUGAAUCUGAUUCAGAAUCCAUUUUGGAGAAUCCCGGUUUACAAGCCCAUGCAUGACUUCCUAAAGUAUGACUUUUUCCAAACCAUGUCUGUGAUUGGUGGCCUUCUGUUAGUAGUAGCAUUGGGACCUGGUGGAGUCUCGAUGGAUGAACAUAAGAAGAAGUGGUAAAGAGUUUCUUCUGAAGAGAAAUAUAUAUAUAUAUAUUUGUGUAAUUUUUUAAUUAUUUUUACUACAGUAUCAGUUCUUUCUGUCUGAAUCUGAAUUAUUUUACUAUCGAAUCUCCUUCAUGUGAUGCAUAAAUUAAAAACGACACACAUCAGUCUUACUGUUGCUUUUCCUCCAAGUAUUUAAUAUUAGGUGAUGUUAAAAUUGGUGCCAAAAUUUACCAUGCAGUUAUUUCAGGUACAGUAUUUCUUUACAGCACCUUCGGUACUGCUUCAAAGAUGGGGAAUGUUUCUUCUGUUUUCUGGGCUUUGAUGUUUCAGACAAUCUAUUUAACGAAUUUCUGUGUGCAGGCUUACAUAACAGGAGGUUGGAAUAUUCUGAGGUUUGAUGGUGAAAUGAAUGUUGAGUGUGCCAUAUUUUGAUUCAGAUGUGUAAUAGCAUGUGGCUAUUAAACAUUCCUUAACCUUGGACCAUUCCAACUUGUAUCAUGAAUAAAACAAAAUACCUUUGAAAAAUUGGUCAAACUCACUUUGAAAUGGUGUGAUGAGUGGAGCUUUCAGAGUUUGUAAUCCUUCAGGUGUCAUGCUACAACUGCCUUGCUACAAACUGAAGUGCCUUGCACAGCAAUAUUUUAAUGGGUUGAGUUUCGAGCUUAAUUGUUCC